AUGGACAUGCCUGAGCUGAAGCUCAAACAAGAUUGUGUGACAAGGUGGAACUCCACCUUUCAUAUGAAAAAACAGAUUCUGGAGUCCAAGGAUGCAGUCAUCUCUACCCUGGCUGUUAUCAAUGCACCAGUCAAUCCUCUGAGCCAAGAGGAAUGGGACAUACUGCAGGAGGCAUGCACUGUUCUGGAGCCAUUUGAGGAGGUUACUGUGGAGAUCAGUGCAGACAGCUAUGUUACAGCCUCCAAAAUGUUAAUCCUGUGCAGGGGUCUGCAGAGAGUGACAGCUCAGAACCAGACCAGCGUAACCACAGCAAAUGUGAAAGAGCUAGUGGAUGCUCUCUGUGCAUCCAUGGACAGAAAGUUCCAUAGAAUGGAAUAUAACACUGUUCUGUCAGAAACCACCAUUCUGGAUCCGAGAUUCAAGAAGCUGGCCUUUAAUGACACUAAAGCAGUUGAUGAAGCUAUUCAGAGAAUAACUGCAGCAGCAGCAAGGUUCAGCCAGCCAACUCCACUUCCAGGGGGCCAAGAGGGAGCAGAGGAUGAGCAAGAGGGGCCACAAGCAUCUGCUGUUUGGAGGUUCUUUGAAGAAAGACCAAGUGAAGACACUACAAGAAGGAAGCCUUCAGCAAAUGCAGUACUGGAAGUGAGAUCCUACCUUGAGGAGCCCCUUUUCCAGACAAGUGCAGAUCCACUAAGCUGGUGGGAAAACAAGGCUUCAUUUUACCCACGCCUCGCACAUGUGAUGACACGGAGACUGUGCAUUGUUGCAACGUCAGUCCCCUCCGAAAGAAUCUUCUCUAAAACAGGGCAGAUCAUGACCGACAGAAGAAGCCGAAUCAGUCCCUCAAAGCUGAGGCACUUGGUGUUUCUGAAUGCCAAUCUUCAUUAGACAGGUUAUUUGGAUGCUGAUCUUUUUCUUUUUGUUUUACAUUUUUUCAUUUAUAUUUUGUUGUGUUGUGUGUUUUUCAGAGAUUUUGUAUUGAUUAAAAGUUGAACUGUGAAUAGUUAAAAGUUUGUUCAGUUUUAGUUUAUUUAUUGUAGCACUGAAGAGUUAAGAUUUUUAAUUUAUAUUUUGUUGUGUUGUGUUUUUCAGAGAUUCUGUAUUGAUUAAAAGUUGAACUGUGAAUAGUUAAAAGUUUGUUCAGUUUUAGUUUAUUUAUUGUAGUACUGAAGAGUUAAGAUUUUUAAUUUAUAUUUUGUUGUGUUGUGUUUUUCAGAGAUUCUGUAUUGAUUAAAAGUUGAACUGUGAAUAGUUAAAAGUUUGUUCAGUUUUAGUUUUUUUAUUAUUAUUUAUUGUAGCACUGAAGAGUAAAUAUUGUUAAUUUAUAUUUUGUUGUGUUGCUUGUUUUUAAGGGAUUUUGUAUUGUUUGGCUUUAAAUUUGUUUUGAAUAAAAAAAGUUAAAAGUUUAAAUUCCUUAAACCUAUAAUUUCAUAUUAUUAGUAAUAUAUUGAUUAAAGCAACAAAAAAAAUCUGAAGAGCCGUUUGGGAGCCGAAAGAACCGGCUCUUUUUAGUGAGCCGAGCCGAAAGAGCCGGUUCUCUAAAAAGAGCCGGAAUUCCCA
Molecule: messenger RNA, 1560 nt
Organism: Scatophagus argus
Lineage: Eukaryota; Metazoa; Chordata; Actinopteri; Scatophagidae
Product: zinc finger BED domain-containing protein 4-like
Exons: 2
Coding region: 1-888 (295 amino acids)
Molecular function (GO): protein dimerization activity
Source: RefSeq, a predicted model, not a curated record